This is a messenger RNA of Cydia fagiglandana, 2107 nucleotides long. RefSeq lists its product as uncharacterized. The record is from RefSeq and is a predicted model, not a curated record. Bases 121 to 1329 code for a protein of 402 amino acids. Gene Ontology annotation, cellular component: transcription regulator complex; nucleus. NCBI's taxonomy places the organism in Eukaryota, Metazoa, Arthropoda, Insecta, Lepidoptera, Tortricidae. Gene Ontology annotation, molecular function: DNA binding. Gene Ontology annotation, biological process: regulation of transcription by RNA polymerase II. The transcript has 6 exons.
GUCCCGCCAGUUUAACGCGGGCGCUCGGACGUUACCGCUGUGCCUGCGCGAACGAAACGCACGCAAUUCGAAAUUCGAACGCGCGUGAAAAUUGGAACUUCCGAAUUUUAAAUUACAAAAAUGGUCAAAACCAAAGACGGGGACGGGAUAAAAAGCAACCAGAUUAUAAUGGAAGUACAGAAGAGACCUUGCCUAUUUGAUUCUAACCAUCCCAAUAAUGGUGACAGGGCUGAAAAGGCAAGGUGCUGGGAUGAGGUGUACGCGAGCGUGGUUCCUGGGUACGCAGCUCUCGGGCUCACGGAGAAGUUUGCGGCUGGCAAAGAAGUCCAAAAAAGAUGGCGCUCCAUACGAGACUCUUACACCAAGGCGUAUCGCCAGGGCAAGUGCGUACCCGCAGAACAGUGUACACCCGGCAGCCGAAGAUACCAAUAUCACGCACAGAUGUCGUUCCUGCUUCGAGCGCUGAAGAACAAAAAACCAAGAUACUCCCAAGACAAAUACGAGUCGUUCUCAGAAAUAUCCAAUUCACCACAACACCCGCCUCCAGAGGACCCGCCAUUGCCCAAAAUAAAGCACGAACUCCUCGACAGACCGCUAGACCUCAAAACGAGACCUGAUAAACCUACGCAGGACAAAAGCAACCAGGCCACCAUACAAGAGAAAAAUUCUUUAGAAAUCAAAAUAGACGCCAACUCAAUAUUACCCGACGACCAUUUUGACGAUGACAAACUGUUUAUGAACUCUCUACUUCCUCUAUUUAAAAAGAUGGACGAUGACACUAGAUUAUUAUGCCGCAUAGAAGUUUUAAAAAUAAUAAGAUACGCGCUAAAGGGUCAUAAGUGUUUUGAAGCGUUGAGAAUAGCGGAGGAUAGUUUUUUCAGAGACCGGAUGAGUGGGAUUUUGGCUAAGCAGGAGGUUGUGGAAGAAAUUAACACGCCUAAGUCUACGUUGUCUAUGACUACUCGGUCUGCUGAUGGUAGCAGGCCGGUUAGGAAACGAAGAAAUCGUUCUCCGUCGCCACUACCAAUGCCAGCGAAAAGAAGAGGUCCCGGCCGCCCUAGAAAGGUUCGUCCGCCUCCAUCUGACUCCGACGAGGAACAACUGUCAAAGAAACGCGGGCCCAAAAUGAAGGUGGUACCUCUGGAGGUCCCCAGAAUGUCAGAAAUGGACGAGUCUCUUAGUAAAGCUACUAGUGUGGCUCAGCUCUCCACUCCACUGUUCAUGAAGAUGUACAACCUAGAACGCUCAAAGACGCCAACAGCCCUCCCCAACCCACAGAACAUGCAAGUUUCUAUCAAGACGGAGCCGGUCGACGAUCAAGGGUAUUAGACUCUUAUGCGACGAGUUAAUGCUCAAAUUUCAUUGUGAUUUCACAUUAUUCUUAUUUUAUGAAGUGUACACGGAUUUUACCCGUGUAACUUAAUCCAGGUGUAGACUCUAUGAUGAGCUUAAAGUUCAAAAUUUCAAAUUUCAUUGUGAUAUCACAACACCCGUGUACCCAAGGCAUUGUUAUGUGUGUAUUAGACUAUGAGUUUAAGGUUCAAAUUUCAAAAGCCACAGGUACACGGAUUUCAUCCGUCUCACCUAGGUCUUAUUUGGAUUAUUUGACUCUAACAUUUAAAAUUAGAUUUCAUAUUACACAAAGGGUACACGGGUUUCACCCGUGUACCCUGCGCUUUUCUUUGCGAGAAUUAAGAUAACGUAGUUGGUACUUUGGUACCAAUGUUACAAUAUUUCUAGGAUGAUAUCAUAUCAUUAUAUAAAGUAAAAAACGUGUAAACAUAAGCGUGCUUGAUUCGUUUGCCUUCCCAAAAUUCUUAGUUCUUUUAAAAGGGGCUUGAGAAGCACUGAAAUUAAAUCUAGUGUGAUAAAUUUUAUGUUGAUUUCAAACUAGUUGAUUUAUUAUUAUUUCAAACAAAGAGUUGAAAAAUCGAUAUGUGUAAUCCAUUGAUGUAUAUCUCAGGACGGGCCUUACGUGCACUAAAAUGGUGCUAUUGUAGGGGCCAAACGAACGUUCCGAUGGGGUAAUAAACCGAGCUGUCAAGAAGGAUGCGGCUAAAGUCGAUAUAGUCAGACCGUAAAAAGUCUGCAGCGAUUUUGAUAGCCC